GUAACCUGGCCGUCAGCUGCGAAAACAAAAACAACGUUGUCCCAGCAGAAAGCUUGCAGACGCCAAACUGCAAGUGACAGAAAGUUUCGGAUCUUUGUUUACAAACAUUGUUUUGAGAUCGAAUAAUGUAUUGCUCUCAACAAUAAGUUCUCUGUACUUUUACUAAUCGGAGCAAGUCGAAGGAAAAGAACCUAAUUGAUGCUCAUCUGUGAAUUUGAAGACUAUACUGGGGUCUGUAAUAGGUCGGCCGUAACAAAUGCUUGGCGUUGAUACCGAUAGUUCGUGACGCUUGAGUAGUCACACCUGGCUCGUCGAGUAACAGCAACCGAAGUGUCCGAAAUCGUAACCAUGGUGAUGGUUGCCACCAAUAAUAGUUACCAUUUCCAUUCUUCCACUUCUCUUCAUAUUCACAAACAACAUAUUGAAAUAAUUGGUUGUUAUUAAGGGAAUAUCACUACUGUGGUAUUUUGUCCUACUUCCAAUUCAGAAAGGUUACGAUUCCCCACAAAGAUGAAUGUAUAUGCAGAGUUGUGGAGAUCUGUGCAAGUUUCUAGUUUGUUUUCAUUGGCUUUAGAAGCUCUUGCAGAAUGUCUAGAUCCACAUGUGGAUUCCCUUCGAAUUCUUCCUCGAACUCUCAAAACAAAACUCUUAACAAUUGCUUGCAAGAGAGGGACCCUAGGAACUUCAUCUCUGGAAAGUCUACUUCAUUCUGAAUUAAGAACCCUCAAUCUGAGUGAAUGUCAUUUGACAGAUGGCAUGUUGUUGGCCAUUCAAAUAUGCUCUGAACUUCGAAAACUAGAUCUUAAUCCUGGAAGAAACCAGGAGAGAAACCUUGGAAGAGAUGCUUUACUCUCACUUUGGCCAAAUUUGCCCAAGUUGAAAGUACUUUAUUUGAGGAGGUGUCCAGGUGUGACAGAUGAUGUGGUUGGAGCAAUUGCUGAAAACUGCCCCAACCUCACUGAGCUUGAUGUUGGCGGGUGUCAUGCAAUUACCGAUGCUGCCCCUGUAGCUCUCACAAGGACAUUAAAACAUCUCACCUCCCUGAAUAUGUCAAGCACCCAGGUUGGUGAUGAGGGAUUACUGGAAUUGGUCCAUGGAAACUGUGGCAAAACUUUAACUGAGCUGAAUAUCAAUCACUGUAUGAGAGUUACCGAUUUCUCAAUUCAGUGCAUUGCACAUAACUGUCGAAACAUGAGCAUAUUAGUCUUCCAAGGAUGUCCAAUAUCAGCUGAUUCACACUAUGCCCUGGAGAACAUAUAUGCAGAGGCAAAAGUGAGACAACUGGCCUGGACAGUAUAUUAAACUGAAUCUUUGUUGUCUCAAGGUAUAGCAACAUUGACUUCAGCAUUUUUUUGCAAUUGACCUAACUAAACACAGUUUUUCUGUGUAGAUGUUUUUAUAAUGUUUGACUAGAUGAAAACUUUGUUAAAUUAACAAACCUGUGUGUACUCAUUAAAUUUUUGUUAACUUACACUUAGUUUUGCUUUGUAUGUCGUCAUACAAAAUGAAACUUGUGUCAAAUGGUUGUAGUGUGUUUAAGUUAAUUACUUUUAUCAGUCUUCCCCAAAUGUGUGUAUGAAUCACUUCUUAACCUUGUAGAUUUACUAAUAAACUUUGACCAUAAAA
Molecule: messenger RNA, 1626 nt
Organism: Frankliniella occidentalis (western flower thrips)
Lineage: Eukaryota; Metazoa; Arthropoda; Insecta; Thysanoptera; Thripidae
Product: protein AMN1 homolog
Exons: 6
Coding region: 511-1302 (263 amino acids)
Biological process (GO): SCF-dependent proteasomal ubiquitin-dependent protein catabolic process
Cellular component (GO): SCF ubiquitin ligase complex
Molecular function (GO): protein binding
Source: RefSeq, a predicted model, not a curated record